UGCAGUGCAGUUGAAAAUACGUGCACACUGCACAAACUAUAAUUUAUUCUACCUGUUGCAUUACCAUUUGCGCUUGCGCCCAAAUGUUAAAAUUACCAUAUAAAUUAAUUAAAGAUCAGCUAAAAUUUCGUUUUUGUUAAAGUGCGGUGCAAGUGGUGCAUUUAAAUACAAUAUAGUUAGUAACAAAAGUGUCGCAGUGUCAGCAACGAUCGCAGCCGAAUUUGAAUGCAUAAACAGAAAACCCAGAAGGUGCACUAAAAGGAAAUCAAGAAAAUUAACGCAGCUAUUAUUGAUGUUAGCAAUAAAAAUGGAAAUAGACAAUGAUAGUUACAAAAUGAAGUGAGUGAACAUAUAGACACAAAAUGGCCAGCAAUGGGGCUGGUGGUGGAUGUGGAGCUGCUGCAGGCGGCGUUGGUGGCGGAGCCAUCAAUCAUACUCAUGCCGUUUGCGUCUGGGAAUUUGAAUCGCGCGGUGGCAAAUGGCUGCCCUAUUCGCCGGCUGUGUCGCAGCACUUGGAGCGUGCGCAUGCCAAGAAAUUGACGCGUGUAAUGCUUAGUGACGCCGAUCCUAGCUUGGAGCAAUACUAUGUGAAUGUGCGGACCAUGACCCAAGAGUCAGAUACCGAAUCAGAGGCUGGAGGUCUACUAACAAUCGGUGUACGGCGCAUGCUCUAUGCGCCCAGCAGCCCGGCGGGCAAGGGCACCAAAUGGGAGUGGUCUGGAGGCGGCAGUGCGGACAACAAUUGCGAUUGGCGGCCAUACAACAUGCAUGUGCAGUGCAUCAUUGAGGAUGCGUGGGCCCGCGGCGAGCAAACAUUGGAUCUGUGCAACACUAACAUCAGCCUGCCAUACACCAUUAACUUUUGCAAUCUAACGCAAAUGAGACAGCCAAGUGGACCGUUGCGCAGCAUACGACGCACACAGCAGGCGCCGUAUCCGCUGGUCAAGCUAACGCCACAGCAGGCGCUGCAACUGAAGGCCAACAACAAUGGCCACGACUAUGUACAGCAGCAGCAACAACAACAGCAACAGCAGCAGCAGCAGCAGCAAAGGAGCAAUAAUACACUGCCCAAAAUGGGUGCCAUGCUGCCGCCCAUGCAUCGACAGCAGCAUCCGUUGCCCACGCAUGGACAUCAUAAUCAGCAGCAACAUCAGCAUCAGCAACAUCAACACCAACACCAACACCAACAGCAUCAACAUCCACAGCAUCAGCAGCCACGCAAGCCGCACAAGAAACACAGCGAAAUAUCCACCACAAAUCUGCGCCAGAUACUCAACAACCUGAACAUCUUUGGCAGCAGCACCAAGCACAGCAGCAACAAUAGCAACAGCAACAGCGGCGGCGGCAGCAAUCAUCUAGCGACAGCAGUUGGCAGCUGCAAUUCGAAUGUGGCUGGCUCGACGCUGCAUUUGAUGCAGCAUCAGGCGCACUUCUCGCACAGCAGCAAGAGUAUGCUGACGUCCUCGAUGAAUAGUCAUCAUAGCCGCUGCUCAGAAAGCUCGUUGCAAUCGCAGCGCAGCAGCCGUUUGGGCUCGCAUCGAUCGCGUUCGCGUACGCGUGUCUCUGAUACCGAUACGAAUAGCGUUAAGUCGCAUCGGCGCAGGCCGAGCGUUGAUACCGUCUCCACGUAUCUCAGUCAUGAGAGCAAGGAGAGCCUACGGAGCCGUAAUUUUGCCAUAUCUGUGAACGAUCUGCUCGACUGUUCGCUGGGCAGCGAUGAGGUGUUUGUGCCUUCGUUGCCGCCUUCGUCAUUGGGUGAGCGCGCGCCGGUGCCGCCGCCAUUGCCCAUGCCACAUCAUCACCAUCAGCAGCAGCAGCAACAGCAGCAGCAGCAACAGCAACAGCAGCAACAGCAGCAGCAGCAGCAACAACAGCAACAACAGCAGCAACAGCAGCAGCAACAACAACAGCAGCAAUCAAUCGCUGGUUCGAUUGUGGGCGUGGACCCAGCCAGCGAUAUGAUAUCACGCUUCGUCAAGGUCGUUGAGCCGCCGUUAUGGCCAAACGCCCAACCCUGCCCCAUGUGCAUGGAGGAGCUGGUACACUCGGCACAAAAUCCUGCCAUAUCGCUGAGUCGCUGCCAGCAUUUGAUGCAUCUGCAGUGCCUCAAUGGCAUGAUCAUAGCGCAGCAGAAUGAACUAAAUAAGCAGAACCUGUUCAUCGAGUGUCCCGUGUGUGGCAUUGUCUACGGCGAGAAGGUGGGCAAUCAGCCCAUUGGCAGCAUGUCCUGGAGCAUUAUAAGCAAAAAUUUGCCUGGCCACGAGGGCCAGAAUACCAUACAGAUUGUCUACGACAUUGCUUCGGGCUUGCAAACCGCUGAGCAUCCGCAUCCGGGACGCGCUUUCUUUGCCGUUGGAUUUCCGCGCAUUUGCUAUUUGCCCGACUGUCCGCUGGGUCGCAAAGUGUUGCGUUUUCUCAAAAUCGCAUUCGAUCGUCGUUUGCUGUUCUCGAUUGGACGUUCGGUGACCACUGGGCGUGAGGAUGUGGUCAUUUGGAAUAGUGUCGAUCACAAGACACAGUUCAAUAUGUUCCCAGAUCCCACCUAUUUGCAGCGCACCAUGCAGCAGCUGGUGCAUCUGGGCGUUACGGAUUGAAUCUAGUUGCCAGCAACUACAACAACAACUACAACAAUAACUACAACAACAACAAAAGUACUCUCGCUUCCAUGUC
Drosophila hydei is the source of this 2670-nucleotide messenger RNA. It is a transcript of the gene dx, whose product is annotated as protein deltex. Gene Ontology annotation, molecular function: zinc ion binding; ubiquitin protein ligase activity. Bases 363 to 2594 code for a protein of 743 amino acids. The record is from RefSeq and is a predicted model, not a curated record. Lineage: Eukaryota; Metazoa; Arthropoda; Insecta; Diptera; Drosophilidae. Gene Ontology annotation, biological process: protein ubiquitination; Notch signaling pathway. The transcript is spliced from 5 exons. Gene Ontology annotation, cellular component: nucleoplasm.